This is a messenger RNA of Panthera uncia (snow leopard), 1924 nucleotides long. It is a transcript of the gene VASH2, whose product is annotated as vasohibin 2. Lineage: Eukaryota; Metazoa; Chordata; Mammalia; Carnivora; Felidae. The transcript has 10 exons. Gene Ontology annotation, cellular component: cytoplasm. The record is from RefSeq and is a predicted model, not a curated record. Gene Ontology annotation, biological process: regulation of angiogenesis. Bases 388 to 1635 code for a protein of 415 amino acids.
CGCGUUCGGAACAUCGGCGGCUGCCCGGGUGACUCGGUUAUAUGUCACAGAAUAACAUUCGAGAAUGGGACAUGGAAUGAGGCGACGGCCGCAGCAGCCCCAGCAGCCCCAGGCCCAGGCCCAGCAGCCGCAGCCGCCGCAGCAGCCCCCGCCGUCCCCGCCGCCCGGAGAGGCUCCCCAGCCAUGAGGCCGGCCGGCCCGAGGCUCGGCCCGUAAGCGGAGCUCCAGCCGCCGCUCCCGGUUCGCGCGUCCUGCGGCAGCCAGAAGCAAUGGAGAAGGCCGUCCCGGCGGGGCGCUGAUCCCCGCGCUGCGCCCGCGCGCGCACACGCCUCCCGCCGCCGCCGCCCCCUUUCCCCCAGCGCACCCCCGCCCCGCCCUGGCCCCACCAUGACCGGCUCCGCGGCCGACACUCACCGCUGCCCCCACCCCAAAGGCGCCAAAGGCACCCGGUCCCGGAGCAGCCACGCGCGGCCCGUGAGCCUCGCCACCAGCGGGGGCUCGGAGGAGGAGGACAAAGACGGCGGGGUGCUGUUUCAUGUUAACAAGAGCGGCUUCCCCAUCGACAGCCACACCUGGGAGCGCAUGUGGAUGCACGUGGCCAAGGUGCACCCCAAGGGGGGAGAAAUGGUGGGCGCCAUCAGGAACGCCACGUUCUUGGCAAAGCCUUCAGUGCCCCAGGUUCCAAACUACAGGCUGUCGAUGACCAUCCCAGACUGGCUCCAGGCAAUCCAGAACUACAUGAAGACACUACAAUACAAUCAUACAGGGACCCAGUUCUUUGAAAUUAGGAAAAUGAGACCGCUGAGUGGGUUAAUGGAAACAGCAAAAGAAAUGACUCGGGAGUCCUUGCCUAUCAAAUGCCUUGAAGCUGUCAUCCUGGGCAUAUACUUAACCAAUGGACAGCCUUCCAUCGAGCGAUUCCCCAUCAGCUUUAAAACCUACUUCUCAGGAAACUACUUUCACCAUGUUGUGCUGGGGAUUUAUUGCAAUGGCCGCUAUGGCUCACUGGGCAUGAGCCGAAGGGCUGAGCUGAUGGACAAGCCGUUGACCUUUCGGACUUUGAGUGACCUCAUCUUUGACUUUGAAGACUCCUACAAGAAGUACCUGCACACAGUCAAGAAGGUCAAGAUUGGGCUGUAUGUCCCCCAUGAGCCUCAUAGCUUUCAGCCCAUUGAGUGGAAGCAGCUGGUCCUCAAUGUCUCAAAGAUGUUGAGGGCUGACAUAAGGAAGGAGCUGGAGAAAUAUGCCAGGGACAUGAGAAUGAAGAUCCUGAAACCUGCAAGUGCCCAUUCUCCAACCCAAGUGAGAAGUCGGGGGAAAUCCCUGUCCCCCAGAAGGAGACAGGCAAGCCCCCCGAGACGGCUCGGCAGGAGAGACAAGUCCCGAGGCAAGCGACCCUGCCUGCGCCUGCAGAGGACAGCGCUCAGACUGCCGCAGUUAUCCCAGCUUCCGCCAUUGCUGCAGACUAGAACCCAGGGCACCCUGGCUCCUAGAGGUGUGUCUGGAGAGGAGCAGCUUCUCAGCUUCUACCCGUGGCCUUCACCAAGCAGGCUUUUCUCCAGGCCUGCACUGCCUGAGAAGAAGGUGGCUGACCUCAGCACGCUGAAUGAAGUGGGCUACCAAAUCCGAAUUUAGGCAAGCCAUAUCAGCCAACAAGGGGGCUUCUCUGGUGCUUCUCUCUGCACUUUACCCCAGCAUCUUCAGGAGGAACUGCAACUAUUUAUGGAGAACCUGUGGAUUUUAUUUUUACGGAUUCACUUGGACGUGGAAGCGGAGUGGGGGGCAACAAUUAACUUUGAAAGAAAAUUCACGAAGGGGCAACCAUGGAAAGGCUGAAGUAAGAAAGCCCACUGCAGUUGGACUGACUCCCUCACUACAGAUAGAAAGGGUAAUACCAUAAACUGUAGUUUUAUAUUUUCCCAUU